AUGUGGCAUUCAUUCGUUACGGCCUUCCUUCGAGAAGUGGUCACUCAAGCAAUGGUAGGAAACCUGCUUUGGAGACAAUGCGCGUCACUGAAUGCCCUGUUUCUCCUCAUCCUCACUGCAUCUGCUCAAGGAGAUCAAGACGCGACUCCAGCACAUAAAUUGAGUAUCACAGUAAAGCAAGAUUGGGGUAUAAUUGCAAGUGUAGAACUUGUUUGGGAUGUGAAACCCCCUACAACUUCGAAGCAACUUUUUGUGGUCAAAGUGAUCAAUCUUCAAAAAGAAGUCCCCAAGCUUUGGGCAGAAAACGAGGACACGCACGAGGUCAUUUUUGAAAGUGAACCGCUCAGCACUACUUCAAAGUUUGUUCCGGUCUAUAACGGACGUCGCCACAAUUUCACGGUUUGCAUGGUGGGAGAGAACAAAGCAUUGCAUUCUUGUGAGACAAAAACUCAAGGAGUUCUUCCUCGUAACAUAAACAUACGAGUGGACAAAAUAAUUGAGGAAUUCAAGGAUGAUAUUGGCAUAUAUACUAUUUAUUGGACAUUGGAUACCUAUGAAGAAAAGGCCACGAAGGAUUUUGAUUAUGAGCUAAGCAUAAGAGCUGAAGACCACAGCUAUGAAUUUAUUGUCGAGAAAGAUCGUGAGGCAAGAUUAUAUCCUACACCGAAUGCUAUAUUCGCAAUUACUAUCUGUCGUCUGUAUGUGGGAGUGAAGUAUCCGUGCAAGACUGUAUACACCAAACCCUAUUUCUGGAAAAGGCCGCUGGUUAAAGAUGUUCGCCUUGACUUUCAACUUGAGUCCGAUGAAAGGAUAAAAGUGAAUGUUAAUUACGCACACGAAUUGGUCGAUUCAAUUUGCCAGAUCGGUUUUUGGAAAGGUCAUAAAUUUCCGCUAGGAAAAAAAAUUGACUGGGAACACACAACUGAAAGAACAAUCCAGCAUGACGUGGUACAGAAUGGCAAGUAUUUUCUGACUAUUGGCUGUUCUCCCAAAAAACUUGUACCUUAUUUCCAUCCAUGGAUAUUCUUUCAUGCGCCCACGCUUGUCAGACGCUACAAGGAUUCCGCACGAAACCACAGCUAUUUGGUACCCUUCAAUGUAUCGGUGGCAAAUGUUAAUGUUCAUUUCGAGAAGAUUGGAAAACAUUCGAAAGACUUCAAUAUGCUCAUGCUGCGCUGGUUCCAUGAGUUGAAAAACGGUUAUCCGCUCCCUGAGAACUUUGUGAAAUCAGUCACGUUAGAGGAAUACUAUAUGCCCUUACAUGUUGAAACAUAUGCAAAAACGCUAUUGGAAAAUAGCACUAGAGCUCGAGGAUCAAUUUAUGUGAUAGAUCACUGUCGCACUCUUCUCUUAAACCACUCAUUCUACGCCCUAACCACAGUCUACGAAGACAAUACGACGUCAUUUGUCACUACAGAAGAAUCAGAUUGUGAAGCAAACCAAAAAGUGCCCAAACCAAAAAUUCUUCUCCUCCAAUUUGCGCCUUUCAAAGUCAUAGUCAACGUCCAGAUGUCGCUCCAUCAAUGGUACGAAGAUGAAGAGGCAGGAUGUGCGGUGAGAAAACUUCCUCAUCAUUAG
Molecule: messenger RNA, 1578 nt
Organism: Cylicocyclus nassatus
Lineage: Eukaryota; Metazoa; Nematoda; Chromadorea; Rhabditida; Strongylidae
Source: the annotation of a GenBank genome assembly